GUUUCCGGUUUCGGUCUCCAAGAAAAACAGUCACAUUUAUUUUUAACUUUUUUAAUUUACUAGUAAUCGAUGUCAAACAUUAAUUGUUAAGAUUUGUUAAGAGAAUGGCUAAUCCAGAGUAUGAUUUCCUGUUUAAGAUGGUACUUGUUGGAGACGAUGGCGUAGGAAAAUCAUGCUUAAUGAGUAGCUUUGCUGAGGGAAAACAAUACAUGCAUACUGCCAACUAUAUACCUACAAUUGGAGUAGAUUUUAAAAUACGCACCAUAAACGUAGAAGGAAGAGUUAUUAAGUUGCAGCUUUGGGACACUGCAGGUGCUGAAAGAUUUAGAAGUAUAACAACCAGUUAUUACAGAGGAGCUAACGGUGUGGCUAUAAUCUAUGACAUAACAAAUCAGAAAUCUUUUGAUAAUGUGCCAAAAUGGGUCAAAGAAGUUGAGAGCUAUGCUAAUCCAAAUAGCAAAACAAUACUGAUGGGAAACAAAGGAGAUUUGGAAAUGGAGAGAAUAGUAGAUUAUAGUACAGCAAAAAAAUUUGCAGAUUCUGUAGGUUUAUCAUUUGCUGAAACAAGUGCAAAGACAUCCAAAAAUGUAGAACUGGCGUUUUUGACUUUGGUAUCAGAUAUAAAAAAUAAAUCAGCAUUAGAUGGGGUCAGCGCCCCCUGCAAACUGAAUGCAUCAGACGUAGGAGAUUCAAAUAGCAGCGCAUCAGCUGGGCAAGAAGAUGAAGUCAGUACUGCAUGUGAUUAUGACACACUUGAAGAAGAAAUUUCUGCUGGAAGGAUAUUUCGUGGAAAGGAUAUGUACAAGAAACUUCUUGCUAUGAAGAAAUCAGAACUUUCAACAUACUUGGGCUCAAAGUCAAAAAUUGUUGGAAAUAUUUCAAAGUGUGGCAAUGUAUCUACACAGACAGAAAAUGACAUGCGUGUACUAGCAAUUAUGGUUCAUUCUGUUGAAUGCAGUGGCUUAUAAAUUUUGGUGUAUAAAUGCACUUUUAAAGAACUAUUUAUGGACUUAAUUUAUAUAUUUAGUUUUUAGAUAUGGUCGAAAGUAUCUGUUUUCACUUAAAAGGGUAGUGCAAUCACAUGCAAUACAUCUACAUUGCUUUAAUUAAAAAAAAAUAAAGAUAUGUGUAGAAAUGUUUAAAUCUACUCAUUAUAGAGAAAUUUAAUUCUAAUUUGGUUAAAUUAAAAAAAAUAUUGGGGUAUUUUCUUGCCUUUACUAAAGUUUAAUACCUAUGCAAUGUUAUUCUAAACUUUUUUUUAGUAUAUUAUUUUAAAGAUUGAAAUGCAAAAUCUAGUGUGAAUAAUAAGUUUCCUUUCCUAUUUUUUACAUUGAUGAUAUUCUCCCAGUAAUAUUUGAAUACACAGAUUAACAAAUUUCAGAGGAGUAUUAUAUAAAUACUGAGAGCAACAUUACUAUUGGAGAAGUAAUUUUUCAUAACAAUAUUUAUGAAAAGUCAUCAUGUCUGCAUGAAACUCAGGUUGACAUCUUAUUGAAAUGUAUGACACAUUUUAUUUUCUUAAACAAAUGUUUUAUAUAAAAAGAUGAUCUGUGAUUAUCAUAUUGAGUAUUUUUGAUAUUUUGAUAUUUUUAUGUAUGUUUUAUCUAAAGGCUGUGAUAUUUAUUGUUCUAUAGAUUUCAGUUUUUACAUAUUUUGUAUUUUUAUAAACAAAGUUUAUAUUUAAUUCAUUAUUAUUUGUAACCAUCAUGUGUUACAAAAA
Molecule: messenger RNA, 1720 nt
Organism: Mytilus trossulus (common blue mussel)
Lineage: Eukaryota; Metazoa; Mollusca; Bivalvia; Mytilida; Mytilidae
Exons: 9
Coding region: 105-968 (287 amino acids)
Biological process (GO): vesicle-mediated transport; protein secretion; regulation of exocytosis
Cellular component (GO): plasma membrane; intracellular membrane-bounded organelle
Molecular function (GO): GTP binding; GTPase activity
Source: RefSeq, a predicted model, not a curated record